GAUGUGGAGUCCACUCUUAUUCUUCUACAGGGUCAGAACCAGGCCAUCAGAGAGGAGCUGAACCUUCUUAAGAGCGAGAACCGCAUGUUAAAGGACAGACUCAAUGCUUUAGGUUUCUCCCUGGAGCAGAGGUUGGACAGUUCUGAGAAGCUCUUUAACUAUAGCUCCCUUAGUCCAGACCUGGCAGCAGGCAGUGGGCAGAGCGAUGGUGGAGGCACAGGUACACUGACCUCCUCUGUAGAAGGCUCUGCUCCCGGUUCUUUGGAGGAUCUUCUCACGGGACAACAACACGGCGGCUCUGCAGAUAACCUUGACAGUGAAUCCAGUGAGGUGUAUCAGGCCAUCACCUCCAGUGACGAUGCUUUGGAUGCUCCAUCUGGAGCCUCCUCGUCUUCAGAGUCAGAGUGUGCACCG
Cynoglossus semilaevis (tongue sole) is the source of this 414-nucleotide messenger RNA. Its product is annotated as cytospin-A-like. Lineage: Eukaryota; Metazoa; Chordata; Actinopteri; Pleuronectiformes; Cynoglossidae. The annotation marks the transcript as partial. The transcript has a single exon. The record is from RefSeq and is a predicted model, not a curated record.